GUCGAUCACUUGAAAGAGCAAAGCCACUUCAAACAACCUUGUGAAAGAACGAACAAGAAUGUCUUUCUUGCUAAGACUAUCAGCCUUUGCCAUGUUUCUUUUGAAUGUCGCGGACUACAGCUCUUGCCAUUCGGCUUACCCUCCAAACUACGACAGGGAAAAAGGUCUUCUUUUUGACUUUUAUCCUGCUCAAAAGCUUAACCUUCCAAAAGGAGCAAUGAAGAAAACCAAGUAUGUUGCUGAUAACAUGGAAUGUGUGUUCGCAUGCAUGGGUGUCCAUUGGUGCCGUUCAACCAAUUUUAAAAUCGCUCCUCGAUCUAACGGUCUCCACGCCUGUCAACUGAUUUCAUCUGAACAGUUCGCUGGGAAAGAGUACAUGGAACCAAGUAAAGCGUACAACCAUUAUAGCGUUAAGAAUCCAUGUCAAGAAAAACCUUGUCAUAAUGGCGGCAAGUGCGUUUUGCAGGAGAACAGGCAGCAUUCUCACUGCGAAUGCAAGAAGGGAUUUGGCGGAGAAAACUGCGAAAAGGUUCACGGAAAUUGGUCUUCCUGGAAACCAUGGGAAAGUUGUUCAGUCAAGUGUGGUGGAGGCAGCCAAUCACGAUCAAGAACGUGCACAAGUCCUGCGCCAGCCAAUGGUGGUGACGAUUGCACUGGAAACGACAAAGAAACAAGGAAAUGCAAUCCAAGCAAAUGUUCACCAAAAAACUGCGCCGAAGUACUUCAAAAUGGYUAUAAGCAAAGUGGAGAGUACGAUGUGUAUCCCGACGAUGGCGGAGGUUUCAAGGUUUACUGUGACCAGCAGACUGCAGGGGGAGGAUGGACAGUCUUCCAGAGAAGAAAAGACGGUUCGGUGGACUUUUACCGAGGAUGGGCCGACUAUAAGAAUGGGUUUGGAGAUCUGAAAGGCGAGUUCUGGCUUGGUCUCGAUAAGAUCCACCGACUAACCCAAGCAAAACGAAACCGUCUUCGUGUUGAGGUUGGAGACGUGCAAGGAAAUAGCGCGUAUGUCGAGUACGACUUCUUUGAUGUGACCAAUGAAAAAACCAAUUACAAGUUAAGUCUUGGAACUUACUCAGGUACUGCAGUUGAUUCCCUGGCCAGUCAUCGUAAUAUGGCCUUCACUACCAAAGAUCGUGACAAUGACAAGGACAGUAGUGGCAACUGUGCAGUGGAUUACAAGGGUGCCUGGUGGUAUAACAACUGCUAUAAUUCCAACCUUAAUGGUCAGUACAAGUACCGCGGUACCAUUUCAGACCGUGGCGUGAUCUGGUACCACUGGAAAAGCACCUAUUGCCUUGCAAGAGCUGAGAUGAAGAUGAGACCGCAAAAGAAAUGAGCCAAUGACGUAAUCAUGCAUGGUAAUAACCGCAAAGCACAUAAAUAUAGAUAGGUAAAACAGCAUCAGUUCAAUUUAUUGACUGUAAGAAUAAGCUUUAGACAAUAAAAAACGAUUGCAUUCAGCCUGCAUGUUA
Molecule: messenger RNA, 1475 nt
Organism: Exaiptasia diaphana
Lineage: Eukaryota; Metazoa; Cnidaria; Anthozoa; Actiniaria; Aiptasiidae
Product: ficolin-2
Exons: 6
Coding region: 59-1339 (426 amino acids)
Source: RefSeq, a predicted model, not a curated record